UCCUCCUCCAUUGCCCUUUUCCUCCUUCCUUGGCCGCCUUCAUGUGGACGUCAUGGGAAAAGAUUAAGGUGCCUCGCGGCGCCACCGCCAUCGCCUCGCCGCGGCUUCCCAAUCCCAAGCCCUCCUCCCUCAAGGACGUCCGCGGCCCCCUUGACGAACCCUCCUCCCCCUCCAUCGCCAGGAGGCUGUCGCCCAAGGCCGUCCUCCACAGCGUCCGCUCCGCCUCCUCCGUCCUCCGCUCAUGGCGGUCCUCCCCGCCCUCCCCCUGCGCGGAGAAGCGGAUCGUCCUCUACUUCACCUCCCUCCGCGUCGUCCGCAAGACCUUCGAGGACUACCGCUUCGUUCGGUCCAUCCUCCGCGGCCACCGCGUCGCCGUCGACGAGCGCGACGUCUCCUUGGACGCCGGCUUCCUCGGUGAGCUCGGCCGCAUCGUGGGCCGCCGGCGGGGGGUCACCACGCUCCCCCAGGUCUUCAUCGGCGGCCGGCACGUCGGCGGCGCCGACGAGAUCCGUCAGCUCCACGAGACUGGGGAGCUGAGGCGGUACGUGGAGGGGGUGGCGCCGGUGCCCGCCGGCUCCUGCGACGGCUGCGGCGGAGUGCGCUUCGUCAUCUGUGCGACCUGUGGCGGGAGCCAUAAGUGCUACUCUCACAAGGGAGGUGGCGGAGUCUUCCGGAGCUGUCCCGCCUGCAACGAGAACGGGCUCGUCCGCUGUCCUCAAUGCCGUACCUCCCCCGCCAUCUGAUCGAGAUCGGACGGCGGAGACAGAGCUCCGGGGUUAUUAGAUGAUGCGGGAACAGUCCGAGAUGGCGAACGCUUUCGCGUUCGAAACAGUCUCCAAAACCCGCUUCUUUUAUUGGGUAUAUUUAGC
Messenger RNA from Musa acuminata AAA Group (dessert banana), 869 nucleotides. RefSeq lists its product as uncharacterized. Bases 42 to 743 code for a protein of 233 amino acids. The transcript has a single exon. NCBI's taxonomy places the organism in Eukaryota, Viridiplantae, Streptophyta, Magnoliopsida, Zingiberales, Musaceae. The record is from RefSeq and is a predicted model, not a curated record.